Vespula vulgaris is the source of this 2811-nucleotide messenger RNA. It is a transcript of the gene mst, whose product is annotated as protein misato. Lineage: Eukaryota; Metazoa; Arthropoda; Insecta; Hymenoptera; Vespidae. The record is from RefSeq and is a predicted model, not a curated record. The transcript is spliced from 6 exons. Bases 822 to 2438 code for a protein of 538 amino acids. Gene Ontology annotation, biological process: mitochondrion distribution. Gene Ontology annotation, cellular component: cytoplasm.
GAAAUAAUUGUUAGUUCAUCAAGAAUAAGUGUCCAGCUGUAAGAUAACAUUUUGAUUAUGUAAAAGAUCAAAUUACAAAAGGAAGAACAUGAAAAAUGAAAAAAAUUCUAAAACUGUUUUUACUUGAUAUUUUGAAGCUUCAAUUGCAUUAAAAAGAUGUAAUAUUCGAAUUAACAUAUAAUAAAAUGGAGCAAAAAUAAAAGAUCAAAUUAAAAUGUAAAAAAAAAAAAAAUAGAAUUUCAUGUGUUAGUAGAUAAAAUAUUAAACUGUAUGCAAAACUUAUGAUUCUUUAUCUAAAUUAUCAUUAUUAAAAUAAGGGUUUUGUUUAUAUUCAUGGGUCUAAAGUAAUAGUGAUGAUUAAUAAUAAUGAUUUCAUCUCUAUAGCAAAAAUUUUUGUAUUAAAGAAACAUCUAAAUAUUAUAAAAUAUUGCAAAAUGUUAUAUAUGGAUAUUAUAAAAAUGGAUGUUUAGUUAAAAAUACAAUUUUCUACUUAUUUAUAUUAAAAAGAAAAAACCUUCUCCUAUUUUUGCCUUAUGUUUCAUAUUUAUCAUAGUGAUAAUUACAAUAAGAGUAAAUUGUUUCUGAAUUAUCACGAAAGAGGGCAGAAUCGUAGAUUAUAUUAGGUUAGUUGACGCAAGAUAUCGAAUUCUGAAGUUAAAUCGCAGCAAUUCAAAUUGUUUAAAUUGUUACAAAUAUAAUUAUUGUGUUAUAUUAAAUUACAUAGAGUAAUAUUUGAAUAUUGACAAAAACUAUAUGUAACAAAGUUCGAAGAUUAAUUGAUCUUCUUUGCGUUGUUGUCUUAAAGAAGAAAUUAUUAAAAAAUGACAACACGAGAAAUAUUAACAAUUCAAUUAGGUCAUUAUUCUAACUUUAUUGGGACUCAUUGGUGGAAUCUUCAGGAAACUAAUUUUUCUUAUGAUCCUGAUAAUCCUUCAGAGAUAAAUCAUGAUGUUUUGUAUAGAGAAGGAGAAAAUUUCAAGAAACAAGUAACGUUUACUCCAAGGCUUUUAUUAGCAGAUUUGAAAGGAACUUUAGGUUACUUAAAAGAAAGUGGAACUUUAUACAGUACUCCGCAACACGAAGAAGCAUCAUUAUUAUGGGAUAAAGAAAAUAUAGAAAUCACAGAGGAAAAUAUAUUUCCUAAGCCUGCUUUUAUAGAAAAUUUAGAUAAACCUAUAGAAGGAACACAAUCGCAAGAUUUUAAUCUUGAAAAUUCAGUAAAUACAUGGGUCGAUUACUUAGUACCUAGAUUUCAUUCAAGAACAGUUAAUACUGUAAGAGAAUAUGAACAUAAUAGUAGCAAUCAUCCAUUUGAUAUUUAUACCUAUGGAAGAAAUUUAUGGAACACGGAACAAUUUUCAGACGAUUUCACAGAUAGAAUACGAGCUUAUGUAGAAGAAUGCGAUUUAAUGCAAGGUUUUCAAAUAUUGGUUGACUCCAUAGAUGGAUUUGCUGGACUUGGUGUCUCAUGUAUUCAACACCUAAGAGAUGAAUAUGGCAAAAGUAUUCUAGCAUUUCCUUGUAUCAAUGGUCAAAACACCGAACCAUCUGUAUCAGAUUUGAUUAAAGCUAUUAACAUAGCAUUAUGUUGGCAGCAUAUAGGAGAAUACUCAUCGCUCUUUAGUCCUCUUUGUUGCGGAGAAAAUGGUUGGCCACAAAUAGGCACUCCUCGAAAAUUUGACAACCUUAGUUACGAAUUAGAACUUAAAUAUCACACUAGUUCUAUAUUAGCAACUGCAUUGGAUACAUUGAGUUUAAGAUAUAGACGGAAAGAAUAUCCUAACGUAGUAUUAUCCGAUUUAUGUGCUGAUCUUAAUAAACUUGGAUGGAAAGCAGUAGCGACCAGUCUAAGUUUACCUUUUCCAAUGACGAUAAAAAGAGAUUUGAUAGACAUAUUAGACGAUUACGAAGGUUCUUUAUGGACAAGUUUGACACCCAGUUGUGAUAUACCAAUGGAUAAAAAUAUGCAAAGUAUAGCGUUAAGAGGAAUAUCGGAAGAAAGAUUGAAGAGACCGAUGAACGAAGCGAUCAAGCAAAUGUCGAAACCUGCUUAUAGAUGUUCUACCGUACACGAAAUGAUGACGCUUUAUUUAGCUUGUACAUGUCAUGCAUCAGCAACAUAUUUGUCUACUAUAAAAUCAAGUCUCAAAAUACAACAACCGUAUCCAAAAAUUUUCAACACUAACGUUACGGAAACCGGAGAUAUAGCAGGAUGGCCAGUAGGAGAAGACGUACGAUCAGUUCCAGUAAUGGCUGGAUUACAUUCUGGAAGUAGUCUUGCAUCCAUGUAUGAAUCUUUACAUAAUCAAGUACAGAGAAUACGCAGUAUUAAAAAGUUUCAUGCUUUUACCGACUCUGGCCUUGAGGAGGAUGAAUUUUCAGAGUGUUUGAAUCAUUUAUUGGAUUGUAAAGAAACGUACGAAGAUCAUUAUAUUUGAAGAGUAAAAUAAAAAUGCUAACUCUUUAUAUAUAUAUAUAUAUAUAUAUAUAUAUAUAUAUAUAUUUAUAUAUAUUUAUGUAUAUAUAUAAAUCAGUAUUUUCAUCAUCUUUCAUAUGUUGAAAAGUAAUAUAGAGUUUUUAUCGAUAAAGCGAGUCCUCGUUAUGCGUAUACGAUCCCGUAUGAGUAUAAGAUCGUAAUGCGUUAUCUUAAAUAUACCUUAAAAUAUGAUCCUCUAUAACAAAUCGACCCCGGUGAAGAUGGGAGUGGCAAGACACACCCUAGUCAGGCUAUAUAAUAUCCUAUCGAACAUCCCAGAACGUAAAAGUCCGGUAACAACCCUUCAGUCACGAUAAAAUACAUCACAGAGGUAA